Messenger RNA from Mustela erminea (ermine), 1296 nucleotides. RefSeq lists its product as uncharacterized. Lineage: Eukaryota; Metazoa; Chordata; Mammalia; Carnivora; Mustelidae. The record is from RefSeq and is a predicted model, not a curated record. The transcript has 4 exons. Bases 1 to 780 code for a protein of 259 amino acids.
AUGCUUGGAGAAGUGGCGCAGCCUCUGCUGGUUUCCGCCCGGAGCCUGGUCGCAUGGGAGCACCCGCAGGUCCCACCCGCUCAGUGGCCUUCCCGGCAGCGGGACAGACCCCGGGCCUUGAUUAACAAAAGGUUGGGCAAUCACCGUACGGCCGUCAGUUCUGCUCUCCCCGUCUCCCCCGACCCUGCCCUUCAGAUCGUUUUCAGCCCCGGCUGCGUUUCUUCGAAGGCGCACGGAAAACGAGGAGAGGGCACGCGGCUCUGUUCCAGGCCCGGGCAGCCCCCCGGCUGCCAGGUCUGCGGGCACCUGCUCGCCCCGAGCCAGGUCUGCGGGCACCUGCUCGCCCCGAGCCAGGUCUGCGGGCACCUGCUCGCCCCGUGCCAGGUCUGCGGGCACCUGCUCGCCCCGUGCCAGGUCUGCGGGCACCUGCUCGCCCCGAGCCAGGUCUGCGGGCACCUGCUCGCCCCGAGCCAGGUCUGCGGGCACCUGCUCGCCCCGUGCCAGGUCUGCGGGCACCUGCUCGCCCCGAGCCAGGGCAUCCCACCAGCCUGUGUGAACAUCCCAAGACACACUCCCAAGCUUCAAACACACCCUUGGCGAAGAGCAAGUCCAGGGCCGGCUGCCCAGUUUGGGAGCAUGCAUGCGAAUGGCACAGGCUGCCCUCACAAGGAUGGCUUCGGAAAGAGGCCUGUGCACGCCCUGGAAGGAGAGAUGAUGGGGCUGUUUCCGUGGAGCAUUCUGGAGGCCUGGGAAAAUCGAGUGUGGACUCCAUAUCUGUAGGAGGAGACAUGGCGGGGAGGCCCCAGGCCGGAAGCAUGGGCAGGUAAGCACGACACCGAGUGGACACUCCAGAGUUUAAGGGGAUAUUUGUGUUUAACCAGAACUUUCCAACAUAGUUCUAAGGUUAACUGCACCGGCUGUCUUUCCUAAUAUACCCAGUUUCCUGACUUAUGUAUGUGUGUGUCUGGUAGUGUCUCUUUUGGAACGAGAUCUUGUACUUGCUGGACACAGGACUGUAUACUUGCCAUUAGAUGGUGACAAUACUCGCAAAAUCAGAAGGUUUUGUAGGGGAGGAAAAAGAUUCCCUCCACCCUCCCAGGGUCCCUGGCUGGGUCUAACAUUAAAAUGACAGAGACAGAUUAACAGGACAAAACAAUAGACAUUUAUUUAAUAGAAGUUCUACAUGACACCAUGACAUGAGAGCCUUCCCCAGGAAAUGGAGCCCCAGAGAAACAGACUUGGGUGUUUUAUGCCUGGUUGGAUGCAGUGUGGGCAGUCAUGGGGGCUGUGAUAGGU